Molecule: messenger RNA, 690 nt
Organism: Trichechus manatus latirostris (Florida manatee)
Lineage: Eukaryota; Metazoa; Chordata; Mammalia; Sirenia; Trichechidae
Gene: SGCD
Product: sarcoglycan delta
Exons: 5
Coding region: 40-690 (216 amino acids)
Biological process (GO): cardiac muscle tissue development; heart contraction
Cellular component (GO): sarcoglycan complex; sarcolemma
Source: RefSeq, a predicted model, not a curated record
UUAAAUGUGAGUGCUUCUCUCUCAACUUGUUUAUUUCAGAUGCCUCAGGAACAGUACACACACCACCGGAGCACCAUGCCCAGCUCCGAGGGGCCACAGGUAUACAAAGUGGGGAUUUACGGCUGGCGGAAGAGAUGCCUGUACUUCUUUGUCCUACUUCUGAUGAUUUUAAUACUGGUGAACUUGGCCAUGACCAUCUGGAUUCUCAAAGUCAUGAACUUCACAAUUGACGGAAUGGGAAACUUGAGAAUCACAGAAAAAGGUCUAAAGCUAGAAGGAGACUCAGAAUUCUUACAACCUCUCUACGCCAAAGAAAUCCGGUCCCGGCCGGGUAAUGCCCUGUACUUCAAAUCUGCCAGAAAUGUUACGGUGAACAUUCUCAAUGAUCAGACUAAAGUGCUAACUCAGCUGAUAACAGGUCCAAAAGCUGUAGAAGCUUAUGGGAAAAAGUUUGAGGUAAAAACGGUCUCUGGAAAAUUGCUCUUCUCAGCAGAUGAAAAUGAAGUGGUAGUAGGAGCUGAGAGAUUAAGAGUUUUAGUUCCAAAUUCCCAAUGGCCUGGACUCUUCUGCGUGGAGGUUCUUCCCAUCAUUUCUACCUCAUUACCUGCCACUGAACUUAUUGUUCCUCCUCCAAACUCCCCACCUCCCACACUUCCCGAAUUCUUUUUUGCGGUGCCACCAUUCUCCUAG